CUGAGUAGGGCGGAUGUUAGCUAACUUCUUUUACGCGAUAUAUUUUCACCUUGCAGUUCUAGUGUAGUUGUAUCAGCUCGUCAGAUAACGACACAUCAUCCUCUCAGCACAGUAUUCUGCUACGACCUCCACUUUAGUUCCAGAGUAGCAUUACAGCUAGCGUGGUUCAGGCUAACGUUAGCUAACAAUUUGCUCGCGAUUGAGGAACGCCAGAACGCUUAACAAUAAGUUAACGUUAAGUUCUAAAUGAAGCUACAUGAUCACGUGUUUGGACUGUUACUGCCGUAUAUUGAACGGUGCAUGUUGCACAUAUUAGUAGGCGUAACCGCUAGCUUCGAUUGACUUGCGGCGCGAAUGCUAGCUACAUCAUCAACGUUAGCAUCAUGCUAACUAAUCUAACGUGAGCGAAGAACUGACACAACUAACGCUAACUGCAUGUCUCAAGAGUGUUUGCUGAAAUGUAUUACAGACAAUGAUCUUCAAGGAAGUGAUGGCUCUGGGAGUUUGGGUGGCCCGGAUGUCCGUAGACGAAUCCCCAUCAAACUCAUAUCCAAGCAGCCCAUAAGGAGCAAACCUCAGCCGCGCACCCAGAGACCCAGCAGCAGGCCAUCUAAAAGUGAGGCUGUGGAAAACGAUAACUUUGGCUUCAAGCAGGAGGAGAGGUUUGAUUGUGGAGCUAAAGCCGGUGAUGUGUUUGCUACUCAGAGGAGAUUCCCCCAGGCCCUGUUUUGGGACUAUAAGUUAAAUUUGAUUGGAGAAAGGGAUGAAGUACCAAUUCACUUUUGUGAUAAAUGUGGGCUUCCUAUCCACCUAUAUGGACGAAUGAUCCCCUGCAAACAUGUUUUCUGUUACGACUGUGCUCUGCUUCAUGAGAAGAAAGGAGAUAAGAUGUGUCCUGGCCUCACCAUGUACAACUGCACCGACCCAGUGCAGCGCAUCGAGCAGAGCCUGCGCGGCGCCCUCUACAUGUGCAGCGUCGUGCCCGGAUGCAAGCGCACCUACCUGUCUCAGCGUGACCUGCAGGCCCACGUCAACCACCGCCACAUGAGGGCGGCCAAGUCGUCCGCCGGCCGACAAGAGCCCGUGCACAUGCCCCCCCAAUCCGAGGUCCCCGACCGUUUCCGCGUGCCUCCACCUCACCUGCCCAAGAACCACGUUCACCUGCCCAACCCGCUCCAGCACAGCAGUCACGACCCCUACAGUCAGCCUCCCCCGCCCACGUCCCACGAAGCCCCGCCCCCGACCGCUCUCGGUCCCGAGACAUUCCGCAUCUCCACGGUGACGACCCGCAAGCACAGCAAUCUCAUCACCGUGCCCAUCCAAGAUGACUCUUCUUCUCGGGAGCCCCUCUCUGGUGGUCCGGGCCCUGCUCAGCCACCCCACCACCACCCGGGGGACUAUCCUGGUCAGCCCCCUGUAGUGUCCCACUCUCACCACAUGAUGGCCCCACCGCAGCAGCACUUCGGCCCCCCGCCUCCCCCACCUCCUCCCAUCAGCCACCCCAUGCAGCAUCCACCCCAGGCCUCCGGUACGCCACACAUGGUGUACAACCAGGCCCCUCCUCCCCCCAUGUCCACAGCUCCCCCACCAAUCACUCCGCCGCCAGGGCACAUUAUGGGCCAGAUGCCCCCCUAUAUGAACCACCCGCCGCCAGGACCACCACCACAACACAGUGGCCCACCAGUCAACGCCCCCCCACCUCAUCACUACAACCCCAACUCCAUGCAGCAGUUCCCCGAAGACCAGGGCACACUCAGUCCCCCAUUCAGCCAGCCUGGAGGGCUCAGUCCUGGGAUGUGGCCUGCUCCGAGAGGGCCCCCACCACCACGAAUGCAGGGUCCUCCGCAGGGCCAGAUGCCUGGACCUCACCACCCAGAUCAGGGCCGCUACAGGCCUUAUUAUCAGUAAACUGCUAACUGAAUGAAGGAGCAACAGCCUUUGUCAUUCUGUUCCACACCACUCGUCUCAAUAAUGUGAUAGUAGACCUCAGGGUUAUAGGACUUUCAUUUUGAUAAGACUCCCAAAAGCAAAUGUGUAUACGCUGCACAUUUUAAUAAAGUGUACUGAACCUCCCGCUGAACAAUUUAUUUUGAAUAGACUUUAAGAGGAGCAGCACGGUCCCUUUUUUUUUUUUUUUUUUUUUUUUUAAUAGCGUAUGGUAAAUAUUUCUGUAUAUAUGUCACCUGAAUUCACACAUCUGUACAUUGAAAGACGCCAAAUAUGUCUCAAUAAAUUUUUAACGGCAGACUCAUCUCUGUUUGAUAUGAAGGGUCAGCGUGGAUCCUAUUGAGAACAACUAUCAUUUGAAGACAUUUGGUUCAAAACGGUUUUAUGAGGGAAUAACCAACUGUGAUUUACUAUAUGACUUUCUGUCUUGGAUAUGUCUGGUUCUAUCAAAGCUGUUUGGUUUGAAAGUCAUUCU
Molecule: messenger RNA, 2422 nt
Organism: Cyclopterus lumpus (lumpfish)
Lineage: Eukaryota; Metazoa; Chordata; Actinopteri; Perciformes; Cyclopteridae
Gene: cbll1
Product: Cbl proto-oncogene-like 1, E3 ubiquitin protein ligase
Exons: 6
Coding region: 436-1908 (490 amino acids)
Biological process (GO): protein ubiquitination; regulation of cell adhesion
Molecular function (GO): ubiquitin protein ligase activity
Source: RefSeq, a predicted model, not a curated record